Molecule: messenger RNA, 6995 nt
Organism: Xyrauchen texanus (razorback sucker)
Lineage: Eukaryota; Metazoa; Chordata; Actinopteri; Cypriniformes; Catostomidae
Gene: apold1a
Product: apolipoprotein L domain containing 1a
Exons: 18
Coding region: 338-2254 (638 amino acids)
Biological process (GO): lipoprotein metabolic process; lipid transport
Cellular component (GO): extracellular region; membrane
Molecular function (GO): lipid binding
Source: RefSeq, a predicted model, not a curated record
GGUGUGAGAGAUAAUUGUAUCCUACUGUUGUUAUUUUGUUCAGUGAGGUUAGUCUUUUGUGAAAAGAGACAUACUGUAACGUCAUUGACACUCCUACACCGCCUCGCUGUGAUUUUUAUUUCGUUACUCAGAUUCAUCGGGCGGAUCUUGACAAAGUUUGACAGUCCGCUUUCUGUAGUCAUACGCAUGAGGACCUAAGAAAUGGAGAAGUGCAUGGUGAUUACUAUUUACUGUUACAACAAAUAUCAUCACUUGAAAAGAUUAGUUCCCUUUGCUGCUGCCAGCUCUGUUGGAGAUGAGUUUGAAUUUUACUCUAAAUGAGGAUGGAUAAUGAACUAUGCAAAAGCUUCACACACCCACUGAAGACGUAGCAUUAAGAUCACCUUCGUUGUUAAAUUGUCAGGAGAAAGUGGAUUCAAUGUUCAGGCGAUCAGACGAAGCUGAGCACUCAUCGGAGGAAGACCUAUCAUUUCAACAUGGAGAUCUCUCAACCAGCAAUGACAACCAAGCAGAAAGCAACAACUCGAAGGAAGAACCAUCAUUGCGACAUGAGAAUCUCUCAGUCAACAACAGUCUUGCAAACAGCAAUAACACUGAGAAAGAAAAUUACCUGUUUAGAAUUCACAAAACAUUUAAUAGAGCAACUGAAGACACUAAUGGAGAGGACAGUCCACCAUUACACAUAAAACUUCUAGCCUGUAAUGACAAUCUCUUAUAUCUCUCUUUCAACAACUCCAAGGAUAACUUAAGGAAGCCUAGUGGCACAUUCUGCAGUUCCCCCAAAUCAGCUCUACGGCUUCCUGCGGAGACAGAUCCUCUCAGUGAGCACAGUGAACAUAUAGACUGCAAUUAUGGGCUCUUCGACAAUGGUAUUAAAAAGAAAUCUAUUGCAGUGACCAGGAAACGCACGGCAAACAAUGUUGAUGAACUCUCUCACAGAAAAACGAAGGUUGUUUCAUUUAGAGUGAAAAGAACAUUACCUGGAACAUCCAAGUUCUCUUCCAAUUCAGAGGGAUCAGAUCGGGAAGAUUUAAUCGAGGAGCCAAUGGAAAUGGAGCAACUGCAGACCACUGAAGAAAGUACAUUUGAAGUCCUUCCAGUUGAGAUGGCUGCCUAUCCAACAGAUGAAAACCCUCUAGAGAGAGAUGAGGAUGAUGGCCUGAUGGACUGGUGGAGGACUGUUGACGGUUGGAGUGAAUGGAAUGGAUCAACACAUUUUCCAGAGAAUAAAGAAGAGCUAGCUGUUGAGGCCAUAGCAGACCGUGUGUUCAUGGCAGCUCGUUUGUUUGUCAGCCUGUUCAACCAGCAUGGAGCCUCUUUGCAACAUCGCAUCGUAGAGUUGCUCAAUCUGGCGGACACUGCUGACAGCUUCCAUAAGAAGACUGUGAGUGCAGCUGUCGGGGGUGGUGUGGCUAGUGUGGCGGGGGGCAUAGCCACCAUUACCGGCCUCAUCCUGGCCCCCUUCACCUUUGGCACCUCCACCAUUGUCACCGCGGUGGGGAUCAGUGUGGCAACAGCUGGGAGCAUCACCUCAGCCACAGCUAAUAUCACCGAUGCAGUUCAAUCUAAGAUGGAUCGCAAGAAGGUGGAAAAGAUGAUCCAGUGCUACCAGAAUGAGAUCAGUGACAUAAGAGAUUGUCUGGAAUUCAUGCAAGAAGGAAUGAAUACCCUGCAAGAAUGGAACUUUAAGGAGUACUCUGAAAGUGUUGUCAAAACGAGCCUUAACCGGAACCUAAAGCAUGUAAUGAAAGAGGGUGGACGAGCAGGUAAAGCUCUCAUGAUAAACACAGAUAGGCUCAUCAGCACUGUGAAAGUUCUAGGAGUUGCUGGAGGUGCGGCCAAAGCUGCCAAGGCCAUCAGUGUCACCACGGGGGUCAUGUCCACUCUCUUCCUCGCCCUGGAUGUCUUCUUUCUUGCCAAAGACUCCAACGAACUCCGCAAAGGUGCCAAGACCAAAUUUGCCUCCAAAAUACGGGAAGUAUGCAGAGAGCUUCAACAUGGCCUACUGGAACUGAACGAAGUAAAGACUCAACUUCAGAAGACCAUGGAUGGAAUUGAAGUGGAAGAAUAUGAGGAGCAUUGUAACGAAGAGGAGUCAGAUCCAGUCAAACUGGCUCUACUAGAACAAGAACUGGAACAGUUGGAGGAGAAGCUUGACCAGAAGACCAUGCAGGAGCAGAAGGUGAAUAAAAGCAAGAAAGGAGAGACAGAGAAAAAGUACACAAAAAAAGAAUGGAAAAGAGAAGUCAAAUAGCAAGAGUAAAAAUGUGGUGAACAUUAGUGACCUACAAUGCCCUUUUCUGUUCCAGCAUGACAAUGCUCCUGUGCACAAAGCGAGGUCCAUAUAUAAAUGAUUUACUCAGUUGGCAUGGAAGAACUUCACUGAAGUGCACAAAUUCUAGACCUAAACCCCAAUAAACACCUUUAAGAUGAACUUGACUGCAAGCCCCAUCAAACAACAUCAGUGCCUUACCUCACUGAUGCUUGUCUGAGUGGAAGCAAAUCUCAACAGCCAUGUUCCAACAUCUAGUGGAAAGCUUCCCCAGAAGAGUGGAAGCUGUUAGGGAGGUCCAACUCUCUAUUAAAGCCAAUGGCACCCAACAGAGUUAACACUCUGUAAAUGGAAAAAAUGAGGCAAAGGAAAGUAAUUGUAAGAUUGUAGUCUAGUCAAAUAGUGUAUAAAAUAACAAAAGCUGGGUGGUUUGCAUAUUUAAGUCAAACAUUUGAAAGUAAAGAGAGUAAUCAAAUCACAGCACAUGACUAAACAGAGAUGGAGAAAAUAAAGUAGAUUAGACCUGGAAGGAAAAAAAAGAAGACUGUUAGGGGUAGAAGCAGUCUAAACACAAAGAUUAAUGCCAUGACCCACUAAUACAUUUAGGGUUGAAAAUUAUUUUCCAUUUCCUAAUGUCAAGGCUCCAGACUAAAAACUGCUCCUAAAUUGAUCUUUAAACGUAAUUCAUUUCAAGAAAACGCAUGAAUAUGUUUCUUAAAUUGCAUAUUGCCAUAUGAACAGUUAAUCGGUAAUUAGACAGAUGUUAAGUCUAACAAACCUAAAGUACACAUCACAGUAACGAUUCUCGUUUCAAAUCAGACAGAAUUGAAAAAUGACUCGCGGUUCAGCGGGGGGACUCAGUUUCAAUCGUAUUAACUGCUGAUUCAUAGUAUGGAUCACUCAGAAAUUGACUCUGAUUGAAACUGCUAACAACCUAACCCUGUUUCUUGAAUCUUUUUGGCUAAUUCAUUAAAAAGAUCUAUAUUAAAAGAAUAAUUUGUUUGUGAAUCGGAUAUCAUGGCUCGCUCUGUGUUUUCUGUUGUGUGUAGCGAGCUCAUCUCAACAGAAAGGUUGAAAAUAUGAUACUGUAUCUGAUGAAACCACAUAUGAACACACACCAAAUUUUCCUGACUGUCACCAAUGGCGACUAGAUUAUUGUCGCAUCUGUGACCAUUUUAGAAAUUAGUCCGGAACCCUGAAUGUCAUCAUUUUCCAAAGUAUUAGUUACUAGAGAGGUACAACUUUCGUGAUACAGCUUUCUGAUUGAGGAAGAAGGAGAGGUGUAAAUAUAGCAAAAUCAAUGCGUCUUCAAACAAAAAUGUAUUAGCUUGGGCGUGGCUUAAGAGUGGGAGGGAGUGGACAGGUAAAGUUCGUAGAGACAGAGAAUUAAAUCAUUGAAAUCCAGGAAGACUCAAAGGUAAAGGUUUCUAAGAAUAUAACGAGAGGUAAAGGAGAAAGCAGAAAAACAGAGAGAAAUUCUAAAGCCAGAGAAAGUGUGAAAAUGCAUAGAUUGGGGUAACAUAUUGAUGCUAAUGUCAUUUAUCUGGGCUGUUAACAUAAGCUCUGCAGUUUCAGCACAAAUUCAGAAUAACCUUAAGUACUAGUUACUGUUUUGGUCCAGUUAUUGUGUGAACAAAACAGUUAACCCUUUAUUAAAGGAUUGUUCCAGGCUCAAUAAAAGUUUAGUAAGUUAAACAAAAUUCAUGUAAACUGUACCUUUGCCCCAUUUACUUCCAUUAUUACUGCAUUACUGUAUAAACAGCUUCUGUUUGUUUUGUACAAACUGAGGAACAAGUCAAAAUAUUUUACAGCAUGGCACAAGCACUGUUGUUAGAGCUUAACCCUCAGAUGCAUGAAUCAUUACAUCAAAAAAAUAAAUAAAUAUAGUUUUACUUUAAAACAACAAUACAAUCAUUCCUAAUGUAUUUGCUCCUACAGUGAUCAAUUGUUCCACAUCUCUGGUGAUCAACAUGCAUCAGAGGGGUAACUUGUAUUGAACUUGGAACAAUCCUUUUAGGAAUUUGGUUAACACAGAAAAGAAUGAAAUUGACGGUCCGUGUAUCUUUUGGUACUUAAAUGUUCAUUUCUGAAAGAGAAUAUAUAUUCUCUCUUUUUAUGUAUACAGUACUGUGCAAAAGUCUUAAGAUGCUUCACAAAAACCACGUCUUAAGAUGAUUAUUUAUAUUUUCACCUUUAGUGUGUCAGUAGGAAUUAUACAUUUUAGACUCCAAAACAUUUCUCUUGCAAAUAGAAUUGAAUAGAAGAACAGGGAGCCCUGCAAAAAAAUAGCAUGGUCCCCACAGAGCCCCCCACUGAAUCGCUGAAUAUUAAUUCAGUCUGGGAUUACAUGAAGAGACAGAAGCAUUUGACGCAGCCUAAAUAGAUAGAAGAAAUGUGGCGAAUUCUCCAAGAAGCUUGGAACAUCCUUACUGCCAUCAACCAUGAAAAACUGUGGCCAGGUGUACCUAGUAGAAUUGGGGCUGUUUAAAAGGCAAAGGUGGCCACACCUAAUUUUUAAUUGAUAAAUAAAAACUAUUUAUGGCAUUAUGUUUUGAAGACAUCCUCACUAUGCAACAUUUUUCUCAAGUGCCUAAAACUUUUGCACAGUACUGUAUAUUUAUAUAUAUUUCCCUAUUCCAAAGUUGACAAACAAGUAAUUUUCCUUUUCUCCUUUAAGGAAAAGAAAAUCACAGGAAAACAAAAAGGUCCCAGCACAUACCCAAAUGCUGCUUUAUGCAAAACAUGCUUGUAUACGCUCGCGCCCCAUCCACCACAUUCUCCACUUUUAAUCAAAAACUGCAUUUUUAAUGUUUAGCCUGUUCUUGAGGCAUCUGUUCAAUGUAUGCAAUGUUAUAUAAAAGUCAAAAUAUGUCCUCAUGCUCCAAGAGCAGGGAAAAAGCAAUCCCCCAUGGUAAAAGCACUUAGUUAGAAUUGGCCACCUUAUAGGAUUGUUUUGGCGGGUCGUUUGUCUAACUUGGCCGGUACCCUCCAAACUGUUCACGUCAGGUGCACCUCAUCAUCCACUCCCCAAACAAUUCUCAUUAAAUUGUGCCAUUCCAGUCUCCUGCCCACUCCUUUAAAAACACCAGAGAAAUGUAAUGUCAAUUAGAAUGGGCUCAGGGUCUAAAAAGGUUACAUAAGUAGGUACAUUUGUCGAGUUCUCACCUUAAAUAUGGUAUAUGCAGCAUCUGAUUGCUGAAAGCCCUUGAAUUUGGCCAAAAAGGAUUGGACUGGGGCAUCGACUUCAGAGAUCAACUUUUGGUCUAAUAUUCAUAACCCAUCUGUUUUUGUUUUCCUGCAAUUUCCCUUUUCCUUGAAGCAAAGAAGAAAUGGAAAAAUUAUUAGUUAUCCUGUUUUUUCCAUUUUGGAAUAUUGAAAGAUAAUCCACAAAGCAUUUGUUGAAAUUAUGGGAGGGAACAAAUAGAUGGUGAUGAUAGUGAAAGCAUAAACUCACAAAUUAUAAGAGAAAUGAGCAGAGAUGGAACCUGAGUGAAUUGAAAGAGAGAUUCACCCUAUUUGACAUCAUCUGACUUCUCGCGUGUGUACUUUAGCACACCCAUUGUGCUCAGGGAAAGUAUCACUGUUUUUGUACUCAAGUACUCAGAGUAUUCAAAGCAAGUUUUACAUAUGCAUGAUCCAGUUUUAUAAUCUAAAAUCUUUGAUCACGACAUUUUGUCAACUUAUGUAAUGACACAGAGCUACAGUUUUAGGAAAUCUUGAAUCACUUUUACAUUUUGAGUGUGAACAUAGGAAGAGUUCAUAUUUUUAUUUAACUCUAAAAUGAAGAUCAGAUUUCCAAGCUCAAGUCUUACAUUGCCCUAGUAAUACCUUACUACAUCCCAUAAGAUGAUAAAGAUAAGAGCUUUUUAUAUUUUAUAGAAUUUUUACUGUAUUGAUGUUUGUUUUGUUAUUUUCUGUUUUCAAAGUUUACAUGCUUUCUAAGUUAUUAAUAAUUUUGUUAAUUAAAUUAAUUUUAAUUUAGCUUUGAUCUAAAAUUGCUUUACACAAUAUAUAUAUAUAUUUUUAAGUUGUUUUUAUGUGGCCCAGGAUAUCUAGUUUCAAAUGAGGUAUGAGGCCCAGGCAGAAUCCAUGCACAGACUUCCGCAGAAUUGCAACAUCCAUCAUUCAAAAAUGUCCUCCUCAUUCUCCAUCCCUUGCAUGGUUUUAUUAAAUAUUUUGGCUAAUUUCAUGAUGCUUUCAGCUACCAAUAAGAGUACUCUCAGCUCCAUUUAAUACAUUUUACUAUGUUUAAAUGCAGAAUUCCGCAGAUUUCCCCUCAAAAUUAGGGUUAGGUUAAACAUCUACUAUAACAGUGGCCUUCAAGUAAAUCUUAAGUGGAAACCCACUUUUUAUGCAAAAAUUGAAUGGCAAGUCACUUGCAGUAGCUUAAUCUGAUUUGGCCUUAUUCAUGAAACAUGAACUGAAGUAUUUUGCAUUGCUUAUAAUACAUGGGACGGAAUGUGAGCAUAGAACUGUAUUACAUGUUCCAAAAUUACAAGUAAUUCUCAUUACAUUUUAUGAAAGAUUUACAGUAUGUGAAGCCUUCUCAAACACAUAAACUAAUGAGAUACUAAUGUUCUAAUUGCCUGUUUGGCACAAGGGCAUGCCACCAUGAUAUGUAAAAUGCCACAUGACAAAUAAACAAACAUUUGCUGUUUUCUGAUCCAGUUAUCAAUACAAUUAUUUGGAUUUCUGCUUAAACAAAUAAAAACAUUUUAUUCUU